Messenger RNA from Culex quinquefasciatus (southern house mosquito), 1638 nucleotides. RefSeq names its product DAZ-associated protein 2. NCBI's taxonomy places the organism in Eukaryota, Metazoa, Arthropoda, Insecta, Diptera, Culicidae. The record is from RefSeq and is a predicted model, not a curated record.
AACCUUCGCUUGCUUUAUUUUCUAGACAAACAAAUCAAUAUUUAAAAAGUUACUACAAGCAAAAGGGGAAGGCAAAAGUCUUAGAACGCAAUUUUGUAUUUAUUUUUAACGUAUAUAGUAUUACAAAGUAUAUAUAGUUACAAAUUUACAAGUUAACAGUACUAGCAAAAGGCCAGAUCAUCCUACAGCCAUGAACAACAAAGCAAAUAAUGGUUAUCCUUACGAUGCAGCUGCUCAAUCAGCGGCUUAUCAGCAAUAUGUGAACAGCCAAAUUCCAGCGCACGCCCAGCUACCGCCGUCGUACAACUCGGUGGUGACGAGCAUGGCCGCCCCGGCCGGGUACUCGCCGUACCCGCCUGGGAUGGUCCAGCACCACCAGCCGUACUACGCCACGAGUGCUGCCACCUGGAGCGUGAAUCCGUCCACGGGUUUGCCGCAGGCCACACCGAUGCAGUACGCUCCGGCGCCGCCCGCUGCCCAGCAUCACCAUCUUCCACCGCCUCCCCCGUAUUCCGCGGCGGCCGCCGGCCAACCCAUGCACCACCAUCCGGCGGCGAUGUACCAGUACCCGAUUGCGACCGCCGCCCAGCUCACCCAUCAGGCUCAACCACCACAAGUGUUUCAAGCGCAGAUCUAUCCCGUUCAGGGCGCCAUGUACGACGCCGGAGCCCGUUUCGGAAAGGCCGGUGGCGCGGCCACGAUUCCCCCUCCCCCGCCGGGAAUCGCUCCGAACGCGGCCCAAAUUGCCGCCAUGCAGGGCCAGCAGGUGGUCAUGACCAAAAAGAAGAACAACUUCCUUCACGGUGGCAACGGGGCCGGGUUUACCUUUUGGUAAGUGCGGCUCGCCCGUGAUGAUCGCGCACAAAAUUUGCAACCACAAAAACAGAGUAUGUAACCUGCUCAGAGAGAAACCAACCCAAAUCAAUCAGUGAUUAAAAUUAUUCUCUACUAUUGGUUCUUUGAAGAUAGUAGUAGUAUUAGCGAGCGCACACAAACACACACACACUCCCAAACGCAUCCAUUCAUAUACAAAACGUCGUGUUUAGUUUCGGUUUUGUGUAGUCAAACGGGAAAUAUUCAACUCCUCUUCUAGUGAAAUGCAGAACGAGAAAUGAUGCCAUUGUUUUGAUUAUUAUUUUCUAUUAGUUCAAAUAUUUCGUUUUUUCGUUGUAAUCACUCGCAUUGACUAUUUAGAAAGCAACAAUAAAGAAUUUCUGAAGUAAACACACACAAACGAAGCGAAUUGUAACGAACUAUGUAUGAAACGUACCAGUACAGCAACAACAAACAAACAAAAAACUACUAAACCACAAAACGAGUUAUUGAGAACCUAUUAAUCACACACAAACAGAAAUAGAAAAAAAAACACAAACCGGCAAUGAGCAAGUCAUGUAGCGAAGUUCAACAGUGAGUUACAACGUACCAACUUAAAACAUUAAAAACCAAGAGGAAACGCAGCAGUAAUCAAUUAUAAAUAUAUUUGAAUGAUAUUGAAACAGUAUAUUAUUCACAAUUAAAAAGGAGUAAAAAGGAAAGAUCAACAACUAGCAAUCAUGGCUGAGGAAACGACGGCUAACCCCAUACUUAUAAAUUAAUGAAGCAAAAACAGUUACAGCAAGCAUUCGAAGAAGAAAAAAA